Hipposideros armiger (great roundleaf bat) is the source of this 1391-nucleotide messenger RNA. It is a transcript of the gene ORC6, whose product is annotated as origin recognition complex subunit 6. Bases 268 to 1026 code for a protein of 252 amino acids. The record is from RefSeq and is a predicted model, not a curated record. Gene Ontology annotation, biological process: DNA replication; DNA replication initiation. Gene Ontology annotation, molecular function: DNA binding. NCBI's taxonomy places the organism in Eukaryota, Metazoa, Chordata, Mammalia, Chiroptera, Hipposideridae. The transcript has 8 exons. Gene Ontology annotation, cellular component: nuclear origin of replication recognition complex.
UUAUCGUUGGACUGACGGACCCAGGCGCCAGCCAGUCUCUCCACAGUGUGGGCGAGGGCGGGGCGGUGCAGAGUAGGGGGCAUUCGCUCGGCGCCAGGAAGGAGACAGCAAGAGGGAAAGGCAGCAUUUGUCGAACUUGUCAAUAACGGAGGACUGGAAGGAAGAUAGAGCAGAGAGGUGGGGCCUGGCCCUCACUGGCGGUGGCGACGUCUGCGCGCGGAUUUCGUCGCGUCGCUUCUGUUCGCGCGUGUCCUUCUAGUGGGUGCCAUGGAGUCGGGGCUGAUCCCGCAUCUAGCGUCGCGACUGGGCAUCGCCGAGCCCAGAGUGCUGAGGAAAGCAGAGGAGUACUUGCGACUGUCCCAGGUGAAGUGUACUGGCCUGUCGGCACACACCACAGAGACCAGCAGUGCGGUCAUGUGCCUGGACCUUGCAGCCUCCUGUAUGAAGUGUCCUCUGGAUAGGGCUUAUUCAACUAAACUUUCUGGUUUGAACAAGAAGAUAUAUCAGAGCUGUCUUAAGUCUCUGGAGUGUUUACUGGGCCUGAAUUCUAAUAUCGGAAUAAGAGACCUAGCUGUGCAGUUUAGCUGCACUGAAGCAGUGAACAUGGCUGCAGAGUUACUACAAAGCUACGAGUCCCAUCUGCCACAAACACAGCAAGUGGAUCUUGACUUAUCCAGGCCACUUUUCACCACGGCUGCCCUGCUUUCCGCGUGCAAGAUUUUAAAGCUAAAAGUGGACAGAAAUAAAAUGGUAGCCACAUCUGGUGUUAAAAAAGCCAUAUUUGAUCGACUAUGUAAACAAUUAGAGAAGAUCGGGCAGCAGAUGAACAGAGAGCCUCGAGAUUCAGCUAGUCCACCCCGGAAGAAAAAGAAGACAGUGACUGAACGUCCAGCAAAGGAAGUAGAGAAGGCAGUCGAGGUCCCACAGAAACCGCAAGAAGAUGAAGAUCUGAUGCAGGAUUAUGAAGAGUGGAAAAGGAAAAUUCUGGAAAAUGCUGCCAAAGCACAACAGGCCACCACAGAGUGACUCCAGCUUCCAGACCACUGGGUGCUACAGACCGACAGUGCAUCCGCCACCUCGGCUUUGGAAUCGUAUUUGGAUUUUUCUAGCUGCUGCCUCAGUAGUGAGGAAGCCGCUCGGGGGCCGAGUUCUGGGCAGCAGACUGGCCCCGACUGGCUCAGCACAAUGCCUGCUUGGCAUCGGCUUGGCUCCCCACAGCUCUGCACUCCUGCAGAACAGGAUCGGAGCCAUUUCACUCUUACGUUUUAAGCAAAAGAGGUCUCGUAUCCCAUCCAGGCUGUCCUGUCCUGUGAAGUUCAGGCUGAACGGAGUCGCAGAGGUUUUACUUAAGUUUCUUGGUUUGGCUAAAUCAAUUAUGUACAACUUAAGUU